GCACAUAUUAAUAGGCACGCUCACAGCUGCUCGUUUUGUCUAAGUCCCCGAAGAUGUUGCUCUUUGCUUUGUUUUCGCUCCUGUGUUUCAACCCAUCUCUGAGCCUGAGGAUCUGCUCCUUCAACGUGAGGUCUUUUGGAGAAGCCAAAAUAGGCAGAGCCGAGGUGCUGGAUGCUGUGGUGAAGAUCAUCUCUCGCUGUGACAUCAUGCUGCUGAUGGAGAUAAAGGAGAACAAGAACAGGAUGUGUCCCCUGCUCGUACAGCAGCUGGCUGGCCAGACGAAAGGGAACAGGGAGGAGUACAGCUGCGUGGUCAGCGGGCGGCUGGGCAGGAAGAGCUACAAGGAGCAGUAUGCCUUCCUCUACAGGAGAAAUCUGGUGUCAGUGAAACAAACGUACCAAUACCCCGACACCCAGCCUGGGGACGAGGACGCCUUCUCCCGAGAGCCCUUCGUCGUUUGGUUCCGGUCACCAAAAACUGCUGUCAAAGAGUUUGCUAUAGUCCCUCUGCACACCGCGCCGGAGAUGGCGGUACGGGAGAUCGAUGAGCUCUAUGAUGUGUAUUUAGACAUAAAGCAGCACUGGGACACCGAGAACUUUGUCUUCAUGGGGGACUUCAAUGCGGGGUGCAGCUACGUCCCACGGAAGCACUGGAAGAACAUCCGCCUGAGGACGAGCUCGGAGUUUGCGUGGCUCAUCGGUGACACAAACGACACAACGGUCCGGAGGAGCACCAGCUGCCCCUAUGACAGGAUCGUGGUCAGUGGGGAGCAGCUCAGCCAGGCCGUCGUGCCGCACUCCGCUACCAUCUUUGAUUUCCAGACGGCUUUUCAGAUGAGCGAGGAGCAGGCUCUGGGGGUGAGCGACCACUUCCCGGUGGAGUUUGAGCUGAAGGCGCGCGGCGGCUUCUUCGACUGGAUAAAAUCCAAGUUCUCAAAGAAGGGGAGAGCAAGAAAGAGCCGCCGCUCGGGCUCAUGAGCGUGCCAGGUGUGCUCACACGGCGAGAACACGAGGAUGCCCAGGGGGUCUUGCAGCUGAGCGGUGCUGACACGCUCACAGCCAGCGCAGUAUUUAGCAGGAAAACAAAUAUUUUGUCACACUUCAAACGUUUUGGGUCCGAAGGUGAACGGAACCUUCUUGGUUGUAAGCUCAGUGCAAAUAAAGCAGCUAGAAGCAG
Gallus gallus (chicken) is the source of this 1176-nucleotide messenger RNA. RefSeq names its product deoxyribonuclease 1 like 3 (gene DNASE1L3). The record is from RefSeq and is marked provisional. Bases 54 to 977 code for a protein of 307 amino acids. Gene Ontology annotation, biological process: programmed cell death involved in cell development; apoptotic DNA fragmentation. NCBI's taxonomy places the organism in Eukaryota, Metazoa, Chordata, Aves, Galliformes, Phasianidae. The transcript has 8 exons. Gene Ontology annotation, cellular component: nucleus. Gene Ontology annotation, molecular function: DNA nuclease activity.